AUGCAAGCUCGAAAAGAGAAGCUCAUGAACCAAAUUCGUAACGAGAUCGCUAUCAACGGUGCUCAGGAACUCAUAAACAAAAUAAACGAAAAGUGCUUUGCGAAGUGUAUUACGAAGCCUGGGUCGUCGUUAUCUGGUUCUGAAGAGACGUGCCUUUCGAGAUGUAUGGAGAGGCAUAUGGAAGCUUUCAACAUUGUCAGCAGGACAUAUCACAGCCGACUCGCAAAAGAGCGCGACGAGAACACUUUCUCCUAA
This is a messenger RNA of Fomitiporia mediterranea MF3/22, 255 nucleotides long. RefSeq lists its product as uncharacterized. NCBI's taxonomy places the organism in Eukaryota, Fungi, Basidiomycota, Agaricomycetes, Hymenochaetales, Hymenochaetaceae. The transcript has 4 exons. The record is from RefSeq and is a predicted model, not a curated record. The coding region runs from base 1 to 255 and encodes 84 amino acids.